GAUAUCGUUGCUUUUCUUUCGUUCUUUCUUCUUUGAUUUCUGCCGCGAAAUAUCAUUUUUCUUUUCCUAUUUCAACGAUUCUGUAAAAGAACACCUCAAUUUUAAUAUCAGAAAUUCUCGUCACGCAUCAUCUAGUAGCCCACAAAUGCCUACUCUUCUUCACUUAAAUUUACAGUUACCUAAUUUAUCCUCAACUCACAAUUUCCUUCUAUCCAAAACCCUAAUCACCAACAGUUACACCACAAAUUCAUCAUCAUCAACAUUACAAAGAAAAUCAAAUGAAAUGAAAACCCAAACUCAUACUUCAUUCAGUUUCGUCAGCAAACCCUCGAAUCGUCAUAGUAUACUCAAGUGUAUGGCACACCCUAGAAGGGUCAAAAUGGUAGCAAAACAAAUACAAAGAGAAAUUUCUGAUAUGCUUCUUACUGAUAAUGUUCUUCAGUUCGCUAUUCUUCCAGAAGCUGAACUUGGUGCUGACCGUUACUUAUCUUCGCUGACUACUGUUUCAGAUGUUGAAGUUUCUCCUGAUUUGCAGGUUGUUAAAGUUUAUGUAUCUGUUUUUGGGGAUGAGAGAGGAAGAGAGGUAGCUUUAGCAGGAUUAAAGGCAAAAUCUAAGUAUGUACGCGGUCAGUUGGGGAGGCGAAUGAAGUUGAGACUGACUCCUGAAGUACGUUUUAUUGAGGAUGAGUCUCUAGAACGAGGAAGCAGGGUGAUAGCCAUACUGGAUAAGUUGAAGAAUGAUAAAGAGGUAGUAGAAGGUCAAGAAGAGGGAGAUUAUGAUUCAUCUGAUCUACCUGAUGAUGAUGAGGACCCUGAUGAAGGGAUUAUUUAUGUGGAUUAGUUGAUCCUCCUUGUUGCUGCAUGCAUUUUACGAACUUGGACUUGGACGUGGAACAUUUCGCAGGGGUCGCUGUGGAGUUCUUGCUUUUUUUAAAGCUGACAGAGUGAAGUAAUGACGAAGUGAGACUUCCAUUUUCGACAAUAUCUGAAUUCUAAUGACAUUUAACACCUGAAUGUGAACGUCAAAAUCACCAAUCAAUUUACAGUAGUUUUGUUUGGCUGGUGAUUAUGUUCCUUUUUUGUAGAAGUUGUCUUUGAUUUUGUCCUCCAAACCAGUUCUUUGUGAUCUGUUUGUUAUAUCGAAUAUUUCUUAACAACACUGCUGUAAUCCUACGAUCAAGCCCAUCAACGUGGCUAGGAAAUUGUAUGUAGAGUCCUUCAGCCGAUUCAUCUUGUUCGGCUCAAAAAUUGAUUUUGUUAUUUGUUA
This is a messenger RNA of Papaver somniferum (opium poppy), 1267 nucleotides long. Its product is annotated as probable ribosome-binding factor A, chloroplastic. NCBI's taxonomy places the organism in Eukaryota, Viridiplantae, Streptophyta, Magnoliopsida, Ranunculales, Papaveraceae. The coding region runs from base 146 to 841 and encodes 231 amino acids. Gene Ontology annotation, biological process: rRNA processing; ribosome biogenesis. The record is from RefSeq and is a predicted model, not a curated record. The transcript is spliced from 4 exons. Gene Ontology annotation, molecular function: ribosomal small subunit binding.